Cynara cardunculus var. scolymus (artichoke) is the source of this 1378-nucleotide messenger RNA. Its product is annotated as two-pore potassium channel 5. Gene Ontology annotation, cellular component: plant-type vacuole membrane. Gene Ontology annotation, molecular function: potassium ion leak channel activity; calcium ion binding. The record is from RefSeq and is a predicted model, not a curated record. The transcript has 2 exons. The coding region runs from base 31 to 1221 and encodes 396 amino acids. Lineage: Eukaryota; Viridiplantae; Streptophyta; Magnoliopsida; Asterales; Asteraceae. Gene Ontology annotation, biological process: potassium ion transmembrane transport; stabilization of membrane potential.
CCCCAAUUGGAGUCGAAAGACGAGUGAGAAAUGGAAGCAGAGCCAUUCCGCCCAAGCAGAAGAACUAAGAAUCUUGUGGAUGAUGGCCCUACUUCCUCCGAUUCAUCUUCUCCAGAGCAACAACAAGAAGUACAAGACCUACUUCACAAUUCCCAUCAAGAUUCCUCCUUUAAUCCUCCCCUCUUCCUCUUCCGCAAUAAUUCUAAUUCUAAUUCAAAGAAGCAGAGGUUUUACCGAUGCAAAACCGCACCUGCCAUGGUCGUUAUGCCUCAAGAAAAAUCUACCGAUCCCAAACCCGCUCAAGCCGAUUCCGCUUCUCUUCUCAGACAGGCUGCUCUUCUACUUAUCCUCUACCUGUCUUUGGGUGUCUUCAUCUACUAUUUCAACAGAGAUCACUUCUCUGGACUUGAAACGCAUCCACUUGUGGAUGCCCUUUAUUUCUGCAUCGUGACUAUGUGCACCAUCGGUUAUGGCGACAUUGCCCCUGUCACACCUUCUGCAAAACUCUUCUCAUGCUUCUUUGUGUUGGUAGGUUUCGGGUUCAUUGAUAUCAUGUUGUCUGGGGUUGUCAAUUACGUCCUGGAUUUGCAAGAGAACAUGGUAUUGAAAAGCAUUAGAAUGAACCACGCAGGUCUCUACAUGGUAAACAACAAGGGAUUAGAAGAAACAAGAUUUUCUCCAAUAGACUACAUUUUUGAUUUUGCAAAAGGGAGGAUGAGGAUCAGGUUGAAGGUUGGGCUGGCAUUGGGUGUUGUAUUGUUGAGUAUAGGAAUGGGAACAGUGGUAUUGUUCUUUGUGGAAGGUCUGGAUUGGAUUGAUUCAUUAUAUCUGUCUGUUCUAUCUGUGACUACUGUUGGGUACGGAGAUAAGGCCUUCGAGACCCUUCCUGGUCGAUUAUUUGCAUCUAUUUGGCUUCUCUUCUCUACUUUGAUGGUUGCACGUUCCUUUUUGUAUUUGACUGAGGCCAGGAUUGAUAAGAGGCAUAGGAGACUUGCCAAUUGUGUUUUGCACCGCCAAAUCACUGUCAAGGACUUGCUAGCUGCAGACAUUAAUAACAAUGGCUUCCUUUGCAAAUCAGAAUACAUAGUGUUCAAGCUGAAAGAAAUGGGGAAGAUCAGAGAGAGAGAUAUAUUGCAGAUAUGUGAUCAAUUCAACAAGCUGGAUACUAACAAUUCUGGGAAGAUAACGCUGCACCGUCUCUUGGCAGGCCGAAGCAAUUGAUAUAUUCAUUCAAAAUGUAGAGAAAUUUAUGGUGAGGAAUUAGGAGAGGAUUGGACUGUGUAUAUUCAAUUGUAUACUUCAAAUUGAAGUUAAAGUACAUAAAUUAUUAUAUGGAGUAUGGAGUGGAGUAAUAGAAAAUGUUUGUUGGGUGGAGCAA